UUAUUUUUUUUUGGGUUUGUGUGUGUUUCUUAUUUUUUUAGCAGAAAAGCGUGGCUUUUAGAUGGAAAAGAUAUAAUAGGGUGAACAUAAAAAGAAGGAGAAGUGAUUUGUUCAAUUAAACUACAAGAAUUUCUCACGUGUACCAAACGAUAUAAAGAUAGAAUAAUCUUCUCGAAAAGUAUGCGUUUGCAUCAAAAUUUCAAGAAUCCAGACGAUCGUUCCGACUCUGAGUUCAUCGAUGAUGAGCUGGUAGAGGAAGUCGAAGAAAUGGAAAAUGAUGAAGAUUUGUUAGAUAACGAAGCAAGGUAUAUGCAAGCUAGUGAUUCGGAAGAUGAUGUCGAUAAUAGGGAUGCAGACUUCCAAUUAGAUGACGAUACUGAGGAUAGUUCAGAAUUUGAUGAAAUGGCCGAAAAUACAGAUGAAACCUUAAGCAACGACGAAAGGGAUAAUGCGAAUAAACCUUUAGUCAGACCGAAACCAUCGACAUUGAAUAAAAAUGUUCAAACUGAAACAAGUGAUGACGGAGGUGGCACAGAAAGCUGCGGCGGACGAAAAGAUGGUAUUGAUAAUGUUGCUGAUAUUACGAAGAGUAUUAAAAGUUCAGUAUUUGAAUUGAAAGAGGAAGAUGAAGACGAUGAGACCGUCAGAGCUAUUAUUGCGGCUAUAAAAAAACCGCGUUCCUCGCCGCCUGAAAUAAAGUUGGAAGAUUUUGUUACCGACAUUUGUUUUCACCCUGAGCGUGAUAUUAUCGCUGUGGCUACAAUUUCCGGGGAUGUUUGUUUGUACGAGUAUUCAAAUCAAAAGAAUACACUGUUGCACAAUAUUGAAGUUCACGCCAAGGCUUGCCGCGAUGUUCAAUUUACAGAGGAUGGCUGUUACUUACUUACCUGCUCCAAAGACAAAUCUAUAAUGGUAACCGAUGUAGAAACCGAGAAAUUGAAGAAAUUUUAUGAAAAUGCUCACGAGGACGCUAUAAACAAGUUACACGUCAUUGAUGCCAAUGUUUUUGCUACCGGCGAUGACGCGGGCACUAUUAAACUUUGGGAUUUACGCAUGAAAAAUGAAAUUUUUGGUCUUAAAGAAGUAGAAGAUUACAUAACCCAAUUAUUAACGAACGAUGUAGGAAAAUUACUCUUUGCAACCAGUGGCGGAGGUUACUUAUCGACCAUCAAUAUUGCCGCGCGUAAAUUAUAUGUACAAUCUGAACCUUAUGAGGAGGAAUUAACUUGCAUGGGAAUUUAUAGGGGGGACUCCAAGCUCGUAGUCGGUUCUUCCAAGGGUAAUUUGUACACAUUCAAUUGGGGGCAAUUUGGUUAUCAUAGCGACAAAUUUCCGGGAGUGAAGGCAUCUAUGAGUGAAAUGAUUCCGAUUACCGAUCGUAUCGCCUGCGUGGCAGGCGAAGAGGGCAUUAUAAGAGCUGUCCACGUGGCGCCAUUUCGUAAUUUAGGAAUUGUUGGUCAGCAUACAAUGCCAAUAGAAUCUCUGGAUAUCAGUAAUAAUGGCGAAUUAAUUGCCUCUUCUUCGCACCAUAACGACGUACGUUUCUGGAAUGUUAAAUAUUUCGAAGAUUUUGGUGAUAUUAAAUACAACGAGAAGCACAACGCAUACAAAGAGAAGCAUCACAAUUUGCCAUCGUCUAAAUUCACUAAUGCGUCAGACUUCUUUUCCGAUUUGGCUAAGGAAAACACCGAAGAGUAAAGCAAGGAAUAUAUAUGUGCGACAUUUGGGGGGAGAUGACGCGUUUACUUCCUUGUUUUACCUGCUACAAUAAUAUAAAAGUUGCUAGGCACGUAAACUUUUCGACCUUCGUAACUUCGUUACACGUUAAACAUUCUAAUCAAAAUUACAAGUGAUUACUAAAUUUUUCGAAAACAGAAAAUGAGUUUCAUGUUUGUGAUUGUGAAGCUUUUGUCACGGUCUAGCGUUUAUUGAUUAGAAAUGAAGAG
Molecule: messenger RNA, 1946 nt
Organism: Glossina fuscipes
Lineage: Eukaryota; Metazoa; Arthropoda; Insecta; Diptera; Glossinidae
Product: WD repeat-containing protein 55 homolog
Exons: 4
Coding region: 181-1698 (505 amino acids)
Molecular function (GO): protein binding
Source: RefSeq, a predicted model, not a curated record